Molecule: messenger RNA, 1267 nt
Organism: Callorhinchus milii (elephant shark)
Lineage: Eukaryota; Metazoa; Chordata; Chondrichthyes; Chimaeriformes; Callorhinchidae
Product: carbohydrate sulfotransferase 12-like
Exons: 2
Coding region: 166-1182 (338 amino acids)
Biological process (GO): carbohydrate biosynthetic process; proteoglycan biosynthetic process
Cellular component (GO): membrane
Molecular function (GO): sulfotransferase activity
Source: RefSeq, a predicted model, not a curated record
CUGAGUGUACGGCAUUUUAUCAAAUAUUAUAAAGUUGUUAGUAUUAACAACCUAGUAGCUGUUAGUCAACUGCGUAAUUGAUGGAGCAGUGCAGAGGAUAAGAAGGUUAAAUCCAUUGGAAUUUAGACCCUAGUGUUUGGGAACCUCAGGGAACUUCUGAACAUAAUGGUUCGACUCCAUGUCUUCUGGGCUUCUGCUGGGCUGUUGAUUGUCCAGGCAUUGAUCAUUCUUUACUGGUGCCAGAGGCAAAACACUCCCGCCUGGAAACCUGUGAUGCCAAGCCAUUCCGGUUCCCUGCAGCUCACCCAUCCCACCCACAGUCGCCUAAGCAUGUUACAGAUCCAAGAGGAGAGGAAACUGAGAAUUCGUGAAGUUUGUGCAGAUCCCGGCAUUACUUUCCCAGGGAAAACCUGGUCUUACGAUGACAUUCCGGAGAGAGAGUUUCAAACUUUCUUUGCAAUCGACCAGAGGAAGAUCGCUUACUGUGCAGUUGCCAAAGUCGCUUGCACCAACUGGAAGCGAGUCCUUGCAGCCCUCAACGUGCACAAAGAUCCCAAUAAAGUUUCCACCGGCUUCGGGCAUUCUUACUUUGACAAAUGGAAAAAAGGCAAACAUCUCAGUAGCUUCAUGAAGCCUCGCCUCAAAUCGUACAGGUCGUUUUUGUUCAUCCGCCACCCAUUUGUGCGACUGAUUUCUCUGUUCCGAAAUAAGUUCGAGUCACCCAAUUCGUACCUCUUUAACUACGCCGUCAAAAUGGUUAUGUUAUACAACAACGUCUCCCAGGCCCCAGAGAGCAGUGAGAAAAUGUUUGCGGAUGGAAUCAAUCCAACUUUCACUCACUUCAUUCAGUACUUGUUGGACCCAAAGAAUGAGAGAGGAUUUACUAACAUCCACUGGCGACCGUUUCACCAAACCUGUCACCCUUGUCAGAUAGACUACGACUUCAUUGGAAAGAUGGAGACUAUGGAUGAGGACAACAGUUAUUUACUUAACUUUCUAAACAUUGAAACGAUUUUCCACUUCCCAUCAAAAUAUACUAAUCAGAGCACCACUGCCCUCAUAAACAAAUAUUUUGCUACUGUGCCAAUAAGUUGGAGGAAAAAGCUCUAUCUACUUUACGAACCAGAUUUUCUACUCUUUGGGUAUCCAAAACCCAACUACCUGUUUGAUGAGGGAGAAUAACACAGAUAUAGGUGUUAUAAUCCUUAACCUCUUUGAUAGAGAGACUAUAACCUCCGCAACAUCGUCCGGCUCCACCACUGUCUCA